AUGAUCAUUUCCGAAGUUAUUGAUACCUGGGCUUAUUUCUUCACAUUUUUUUUACAAGCAGUGUUAAUAGUAUAUGUUGGUGCUAAUUUUUAUGUUUUCACUGAUUUAGCUGAGUUAGAAAUUCCUACCAAUUAUGAUGAACUUGAUAAAAUUUUAAAGGUCGCACGUAUUAUUUUACAGAUCAAG
Funneliformis geosporum is the source of this 186-nucleotide messenger RNA. Lineage: Eukaryota; Fungi; Glomeromycota; Glomeromycetes; Glomerales; Glomeraceae. The record is from the annotation of a GenBank genome assembly.